Gongylonema pulchrum is the source of this 1554-nucleotide messenger RNA. The record is from the annotation of a GenBank genome assembly. NCBI's taxonomy places the organism in Eukaryota, Metazoa, Nematoda, Chromadorea, Rhabditida, Gongylonematidae.
AUGAAUUUACCGCCACCGUUACCAUUUCUAAAUAUCAUUGGUGAGCAACAGUCGUUGACCAGGGAGGUAAUGGAGGAUUAUUUGAGUAAUCGUCCAAAAUAUGACUGCAUCGUGAGCAUAUUUCAUGCUAAAGUGGCGCAAAAAUCUUAUGGCAAUGAAAAAAGAUUUUUCUGCCCACCACCGUGCAUUUAUUUGUUCGGAGAGGGAUGGAAGCACAAAAAGAAAAUGGCCGAAGAUUUGUACAGACGGUAUCGGGAGUACCAGAAGAGAAAUGGUGAUUACUGUGCCGCGAAAACUCUGUACAUCUCGGAUGUGGAUAAACGCAAAUAUUUCGAGCUUUCUGUUCAAUUCUUUUACGCAUCUGGACAUGAAAUUGGCAUAUUCACCUCGCAAAGAAUUAAAGUAAUCAGUAAACCGAGCAAAAAAAAGCAAAGUAUGAAGAAUACGGACUGCAAAUACCUUUGCAUUGCGUCGGGCACCAAAGUGGCGCUGUUCAACAGGCUAAGGUCACAAACGGUCAGUACACGUUAUUUGCAUGUGGAAGGAGGUGGCUUUCAUGCAAGCUCUACAAAAUGGGGCGCUUUCACCAUUCAUCUGAUUGAAGAUGAUCCGAAUGCAGCAGAAUCCGAAAAUUUCAAUGUUAGGGAUGGCUUCAUUUACUAUGGCGCUUUGGUGAAGCUAGUUGAUAGCGUGUCAGGGAUUGCGCUACCGCGCCUGGUAUCUGUUUUGAUUGAUUACUGUGCUGCGAAAACUCUGUACAUCUCGGAUGUGGAUAAACGCAAAUAUUUCGAGCUUUCUGUUCAAUUCUUUUACGCAUCUGGACAUGAAAUUGGCAUAUUCACCUCGCAAAGAAUUAAAGUAAUCAGUAAGCCGAGCAAAAAAAAGCAAAGCAUGAAGAAUACGGACUGCAAAUACCUUUGCAUUGCGUCAGGCACCAAAGUGGCGCUGUUCAACAGGCUAAGGUCACAAACGGUCAGUACACGUUAUUUGCAUGUGGAAGGAGGUGGCUUUCAUGCAAGCUCUACGAAAUGGGGCGCUUUCACCAUUCAUCUGAUUGAAGAUGAUCCGAAUGCAGCAGAAUCCGAAAAUUUCAAUGUUAGGGAUGGCUUCAUUUACUAUGGCGCUUUGGUGAAGCUAGUUGAUAGCGUGUCAGGGAUUGCGCUACCGCGCCUGGCGGUGCCGGUGGACGAGAAUCGACAUCAGAUUAGUGAUGGUGCAUCAUGGACAAUUAUUUCCACUGAGAAGGCAAGUUUCUCGGGAAUUCAUCCCGCCCCAUAUAACUGGACAAAUGCUGAACGGCGUCUUGUGGGCUUGCCAGAAGCAGAAUAUCGUUUUUAUGAAGCAAUGGGACCAGUACGUGAGCCGGUAACUCCAGUACCAGUUGUCAGUGGCAUGGAGUUGUAUGGUGAAGGUGAUCUUGCUCGUGUCGACCUCACGGGUUCAAACUUCAGGACGAAUCUCAAAAUUUGGUUUGGUACCAUCCCGGUGGAUACCCUUUUCAGGCUUGUUACUUAUUGGUUCUUUCUGCAAUAUUCCUGCUUAAAAAAGGAAUAA